AUUCCUUGCAUUGUCUGUGCAGGAUUUUCUACAACUUCAGCAACCCAUCUCUUCCACUACUACUCAUAUUCAUUCAAAUUUCAAGAAUUAGAACAAUUAUCCACAUGCGCACGCACUUUCUAUUCAUAGCUUUCCAAUUAUAGAGAAGAAUCUCUAAAUUGAAUUCUCACUUUCUCCAAUAUAUAUAAUCAUGACCUCCGAAAACCACAAUCAUUCAGACAUAGCCUCCUCAGUAUUCUCAAUCCCGCCGCCGAAAGAGCAGCCGGAAACCGGCAAGAAAAUCAAGAGAAUUCGUGACGCCGCCGCCGCCGCCGGCAAUCCGAGCACGAAACACCCGGUGUACCGCGGCGUACGGAUGCGGAAUUGGGGGAAAUGGGUGUCCGAGAUCCGGGAGCCCCGAAAGAAGUCGCGAAUAUGGUUAGGGACCUUCCCAAACCCAGAAAUGGCGGCGCGUGCGCACGACGUCGCCGCACUCAGCAUUAAAGGUGCGUCCGCUAUCCUCAAUUUCCCCGAGCUCGCUCCCGCGCUCCCCCGCCCCGUCUCGCUCAGCCCCCGCGACGUCCAGGCCGCCGCCGCGAAGGCGGCGGCGAUGGAUAAGUUCGACAUUCUGUCGCCGCCGUCGAGCACGUCGUCGUCGUCGCUGCUGUCGGAGACAUCGGAAGAAUUGGGCGAAAUUGUACAGCUCCCAAGCUUGGGUUCUUUCUUCGACCUCAGGAACGACUUUGUGUACGAUGUGGCGGCGCUGGAGGGGUGGCUCGAUCCUCCGCCGCCGUGGGACGGCGGCGACGACGACGGAAUUCCCAGCUGUUUUGAAACGGUGUUAUGAUAUUAAUUAAUCAAUUACUGAUCAUUUAUAUAUAUAUAUAUAUGUAUAUGUCUCUUAUUCUCUUCAAUUCCUAGGCCCGCCGGCAUUACAGUAGCCGUUA
Andrographis paniculata is the source of this 926-nucleotide messenger RNA. RefSeq names its product dehydration-responsive element-binding protein 3-like. The record is from RefSeq and is a predicted model, not a curated record. The coding region runs from base 191 to 826 and encodes 211 amino acids. The transcript has a single exon. Gene Ontology annotation, biological process: regulation of DNA-templated transcription. Gene Ontology annotation, molecular function: DNA-binding transcription factor activity; DNA binding. NCBI's taxonomy places the organism in Eukaryota, Viridiplantae, Streptophyta, Magnoliopsida, Lamiales, Acanthaceae.